CCGGGAGGUGGCAAACGCAACAUGCUCUCCAGCCUGGGGUGUCUGCUUCUCUGUGGAAGUAUUGCACUAGCCUUGGGAAAUGCACAGAAAUUGCCAAAAGGAAAAAGGCCAAGUCUGAAAGUCCACGUCAAUACCACGAGUGAUUCCAUCUUCUUGAAGUUUUUGCGUCCAAAUCCAAAUGUGAAGCUUGAAGGUUUUCUCUUGGGAUAUGGAAGCAAUGUAUCGCCGAACCAGUACUUCCCUCUCCCAGCAGUCGGGAAACACACGGAGGCUGUAGUUGGCAAAAGGCGCAGUCGCAAACCUCUCCAGUUGGUGAUUGGCACGCUGACGCCAAGUUCAGUCUUUCUGUCCUGGGGCUUCCUCAUCAACCCGCACUAUGACUGGACUCUGCCAAGCCAUUGUCCCGAUGACAGACUUUAUACCAUUCGAUAUAGAGAAAAGGAUAAGGAAAAGAAAUGGGUUUUCCAACUCUGCCCAUCCACGGAAACGAUUGUGGAAAAUCUGAAACCCGACACAGUUUAUGAGUUCGGAGUGAAGGACGAUAGGGAGGGUGGACUUUGGAGUAAGAUCUUCAAUCACAAGACUAUUGUUGGAAGCAAAAAAGUAAAUGGGAAAAUCCAGAGUACCUAUGAGCAAGUCCACCAAGUGCCAUCCUCUGUCCCAAGGAAGCCAAUCCCAAUAACAAUCAUCAAGCAAGUGAUUCAGAAUGUUACUCACAGGGCUUCGAUCAAAUCCCCAGAUAGAACGCCCUUCGGAGGAACAAUAGUAGUCCAUCUUAUUGUUCCAGGUCUUAAUGAGACCUCCAUCAAACUUCCCACAUCCAUAAUGUUUGAGAUCACUGAUGCGAUCAAGACACAACUGACUAAGAAUGAAACCCUGGCAUUACCUGCUGAAUCAAAAACACCAGAAGUAGAAAAAGCUCCAGCACAGCCCAUAACAGUGACUCCUGAACCCGUUCCAAGAGCCACUAAACCCACUAAGCCUGCUUCUAGUGCAUUAGACAUUUCAGGCACAGUACUGGGUGAACUUCUCAGCGAAAGGACCCCAGAAACGUCACAAGCGAUUCUAAAACCUAGGUUUGACCUGCCACCAAGCACUCUAGCUUCAAGCAAAAAGCCGUGGAUUUCUCCUACAACUAAAAUGUCUGAAGAUUCCAAAAUUCUACAGCCUCAAACUGCAACUUAUGGUAUACCGCCUGAUUUUGGAAGCCCUGCAACUUAUGGUAUACCGCCUGUUUUUGGAAGCCCACUGGCAUCAGACGAGCCUGAAAUAGCAGAGCCCAGUGCAGCAACAAGGGAUCCUAUUCUGGAUUCUGUCCCACCUAAAACUUCUAGAACUCAUGAACGGCCAAGGGCAACACUGGCUCCCAGGGAAACAUCAUUUGUUCCUCAGAAACCGGAAAUCCUAACUAUUCCUGAUCUACAACCUACAACACCUGCUCCACAGCCAACUACAUCUAUUCCUUCUACACCUAAAAGACGCUCAAAGUCCAAACCAUCAAGAACCAAAACUGCUCCAAGUAAAACACAAUUUGUUACUUUGAAACCUACAGUCUCGCUCAGCCCAGAAGUGACGCCCACCAAAGCUGCCCCGGAAUCUCAGACUGUGCCACCUUCACCAUCAGCUAGAGUCUCGGGACCUGGAACAGGGGGAAGCGAACCUUCGACAACUACAUUAGCUUCCAAAAGGAGGAAACCAAGUCAUCGUCGCCACCCGAAAACUACACGUAGUCCCAAAGUGCCCAAGACCAGACCUGCUCUGGAACCUGCUACCCUGAGGCCGCAGCUCCUGGUGCCCACAAUCGUUCCCCAAACAACACAAAGAACACAAAAACGUCGCCCACAUCCCAAACAUAAAACCACACCGCGCCCAGUGGCAUCUCCGACCAAACUAGGCUUUGAACCUAUUACUCCUGGGACAUCUUUAGCUCCAACAACAGCAAAAGUGGCCCAUCAUCUACAACCCAAACCUAAACCCACGCCCCAUCCAGCUGUCCCUCAAACCAAACUGGUUCCUGCCACAGUCCUUGAACCAGUUUCUCUUAGAACUGAUGCUCCAGAGGCAACACUAGCUCCCCAAAUGCCUCAACGACCUCGCCAUCCAUCUCGCAAGCGUAAACCCACACCAAGUCCACCACUGCCUCACCCUGCACUCGACCUUGAACCUGUGACGUUUAGAACUGCGACAUCCGGGACGGCAUUAGCUGCUACCACAGCCCAAGGACCCCGCCGAGUUAAAAAACCCAAAUCCACACGGAGGCCAAAGAAACCUAAGAUCAAACCGGUUCCGACUACAGGUCUUAAACCUGUCCCUCUAAAACCUGAUGUUCCAGAAACGACACUAGCUUCCAAAACAUCAGAAUGGACCUAUCAACUCAGACUUAAAAGCACACCAAGUCCUGAAGCCCCUGAGUUAAAAUCAGUUCCUACUGAAGACCUUGAACCUGUUAUGCACAGAACUGAGACUUGGUUGACAACACAAGUUCUCACUACAGUCUUUGAACCUGUCACUCUUAGAACCGAAGCUCCACAAACAACUUUAGCUUCUAAAACAUCAAAACGAACACGUCGCCCGCCUCGCAAAUCUAAAACCACGCCAAGCCCCGAAGCAUCUCAGAGCAGAUCGGGCUUUGAUCCUGGGGUUCAUAGUUCUGAGGCUCCAGGGACAACAUUAGCUCCCACCGAACCGCAAACUCCUCCUUUGAAACCAGUGACAUCCCCACCAAGCCUAGAGAUACCACCCAGUGAACCUGUCUCUGAUGCCCUGGAGUCUACUACAUUUAGCUCGGAGUCAUUAGUGGAGACCAUAGCACCAGCCGACCCUUAUUCUGUACACCCCACUCCCACAGCACCAUUCCAGCCCUGGGAGCCAAAGACUGGAGCUGCUGUGGAGUCUAUUACAGAUGUGUCUGAAGCACCUGAGACCAGCAUAGCUCCCAAGCAGACACCCCGCGCUCCUUCCAAGCCCGAAGCAUCGCCACCCCCAAGAAUCCCACAAGUGCGCCCAGCUCCUAAAGGGUCCCAGCGUGUAAUUGCAAAACCCCAAUCACCACCAAGCCCAGAAGUGUCAUACACUACUCCUGUGCCAGAAGAUACUCUCCUUCCCCAUAAACCAGACCCUGAAGUCUCUCUGAGUGAACCUGUUCUGCAACCCGCUACCUAUAGAAUUGAUCCACCAACGACAACAAUAGCUUCUGGAGAGCCCUGGAGCAUCCCUUUUAGACCGAUGGCUUCACCUAGUCCCAGGCAAGAGGAACCGCAAGCCACGCAGGCAGAAACAGACCACUCUACCCAAGAACACUUCACAACUAAGACUCCACGAACACCUUAUUUGACAAGGACGACGCCGGGGGUCAAGCAGCCCAUCCCUGGUACUGGCAGAAACACGUCAGUAGUCUCAACCCACUCCACCAAAAGACCAGCCAGCAUCCCAGGCACUCGCCGGCCACCCUUGCCACCUAGACCUACACCGGUGCAGAGAAAGCCGUUACCACGAAGCCAUGUCACUGGGAAGCCCGGGGGUGCAGGGGUCAUUUCAUCAGGCCGAGUGACUUCCCCCCCACCGAGGGCAACACUGGGGCCUGCUGGAGUCCCCGGAGAACAACUCACAGAGAAGGAGCAGAAGCAGCCGACGAGUCCUGCCUCCGGAGAAGAGCUAGGUAAUAUAACUGACUUCAGCACAAGCCCAACAAGAGAAACGGACCGUCUUGGGAAGCCCAGAUUCACAGCGUCUCAUGUGCGAUACAUCCCAAAGCCUGACGAUCAACCGUGCUCCAUCACCGACUCCGUCAGGUUGUUCCCCCAAGAAGAGGUUACGCAGCUGAAUGCCAGCAGCCCGCCGCAGAACCCACCCACCAACCUCACUGUGGUCACCGUGGAAGGGUGCCCCUCCUUCGUCAUCUUAGACUGGGAGAAGCCAAAAAAUGACACGGUCACUGAAUAUGAAGUUAUAUCCAGAGAAAAUGGGACAUUCAGCGGGAAGAACAAAUCCAUUCAAGUUACCAAUCAAACCUUUUCUACCGUGGAAAAUCUGAAACCGAACACAAGCUAUCAAUUUGAAGUGAAACCCAAAAACCUGCUUGGUGAAGGCCCACCCAGCAAGACUGUGACCUUCAGCACAGAAUCAGCGGACCCUCUAGUGAGUGAGCCGGUUUCUGCAGGAAGAGAUGCCAUCUGGACGGAGAGACCCUUUAGUUCAGACUCGUACUCAGAGUGUAAAGGCAAGCAGUAUGUCAAAAGGACAUGGUAUAAGAAGUUCGUUGGGGUGCAGCUGUGCAACUCUCUCAGGUACAAGAUUUACCUGAGCGACUCCCUCUCAGGAAAAUUUUAUAACAUAGGUGACCUGAGGGGUCACGGUGAAGAUCACUGUCAGUUCGUAGAUUCGUUCUUAGACGGACGCACAGGACAGCAACUCACCUCUGAUCAGUUACCCACCAAAGAAGGCUAUUUCAGAGCAGUUCGCCAGGAACCGGUCCAGUUUGGAGAAAUAGGUGGCCACACCCACAUCAAUUAUGUCCAGUGGUAUGAGUGCGGGACAACAAUACCAGGGAAAUGGUAAAUGCUGUCACCAUGCUGAAAAGGACCUUUUACUUCUUGGUAAAAUGAGAGACUACAGGAUUUGUCACAUCAUUUAAGCUGUUCUGUUUACUAUGUGUAAAAGUUUAAAAUUUAAUAGCAAUAGUAGAUGUUUAUUAUUAGAAAAGACUGAGAAUAUUUAUCAGGUUUUACAAAGUCAUUUUAAGAAAGCUAACUAUUAACAGAAUAACACUUUUAGGGAAGCUGGCUCCCUAGUCAUGGUAUUUUAAGAGAUCAUUUGUAUAUUUAUCACAGUGUUGUUAAUUUUGCCGUAGAACUGUCUCAAAAAACAUUAUAUCAAAAAACAAUAUUCUUUUGGGAAGAUACUUACUUUCUAAGCAUAUACUUUUUCAACUGGUCAGUCACUUCCAUAAAUCUUAGUUUAACUUAUUGGAUCAAAUUAUCUUCAGCAUAUCUAGGAAAGAAAAGUCCCUAAUAGUCAUGUUUAUUUAAACUUCCACUUGUUAGCAACAGUUGAAUAGCUUUUCUGAAGAGAUUAACUAAACACACAGUAAUAAACGUGUCUUGAAAUGCCUGCCAAUGCCUGAAUUGUCGAAUCCGUAAGCUUUCACUUCAGCUGAUAACACAAGGAGGAGCUAAUGGAUUGUUCUUUCCCUGUGCAGACACAUGUUGUAGUCUGUACUUGUUUGUCAAACUAGCUUUAUGCUGUUGUCUUCAUGAUUUGAUCUAAGUUGUUCGCAGAGACUGGGCGUGAAGUCUGAGCACAAAGAGAAUGCAAUAUGAGCUCCCCAUCAUUUUAUAAUUUAGUCUGUAUAUGUAAGAUCGCUAAGAAUGAAUGCAUAAAAUGUCUUCAUAAUUGUUUAACAAAAAAUCUAACUCAUUUUUUAUGAAAAA
This is a messenger RNA of Echinops telfairi (small Madagascar hedgehog), 5429 nucleotides long. It is a transcript of the gene ABI3BP, whose product is annotated as ABI family member 3 binding protein. The transcript has 55 exons. Gene Ontology annotation, biological process: extracellular matrix organization; positive regulation of cell-substrate adhesion. NCBI's taxonomy places the organism in Eukaryota, Metazoa, Chordata, Mammalia, Afrosoricida, Tenrecidae. Gene Ontology annotation, molecular function: protein binding. Bases 22 to 4557 code for a protein of 1511 amino acids. The record is from RefSeq and is a predicted model, not a curated record.